Molecule: messenger RNA, 765 nt
Organism: Tricharina praecox
Lineage: Eukaryota; Fungi; Ascomycota; Pezizomycetes; Pezizales; Pyronemataceae
Exons: 3
Coding region: 52-519 (155 amino acids)
Source: RefSeq, a predicted model, not a curated record
UGGAGUGGAGUGGAGUGGAGUGGCUCCCCGUGCGUUACGUGCGCAAAGGGCAUGGUCCCGAAGCACAUCCCAUCACACACACACCCGCCUCGAACCAGCAACUCACAACAAGCACCAGUCCAAAUAAAUACCCUCCAAGCCCCCCCCAUAUUCUCUUGCAUCCUCCAACCCAUUACACACUCGCUCAACUACUACACGCUCGUUCCAUCCCCACGACCUCAGCAUCUCAUCCAUCAACAAACAACUCUCAAUCCCAAAACAACCCCCAAACAAACAAAUCAAUCAAAAUGCAGUUCAAGCUCGUCUCCCUCGCUGUUGCUGCCCUCGUGGCCUCCGCUGCGGCCCAGAACGCCACCAACGGAACCAACGGAACCACCCCCGUCCCCACCCAGUCCGCUGUCCCCGACUCGGCUGCGUUCCAGAACGCCGUCUCUGGCGGUCUCUUGGGAGCUGUCAUCGCUGGAGGUCUCGCCUUGGUCUUGUAAAUCAACCUCUUCUUUUCAUAGAGUAGUGGUUUGAGCUUUGCAUGGUCUCGGUUGGUUCUGGCGAUAUGUGGCGUCUCUGUUCAUAGUCAUGUUUUGCUGGGAGUGUCCGUUUUUUCUUUUUCUUGCUUUGGGAGACAUCAGGUGUCACGACUUUGUGGCAGGAUGAUGCUUUCUGUUCUGCUGGGGGCGUAAUGAUCGGGAGAGGAUGGCGGAGGAGGAUGUCGGGGAGUGGAUUGCCCGUUUCUGCGUUACAAUAGAAGCCUUAAUUUCCAUCCGCAAA